CUCUCAGAGCACUCUCGCGAGCCCAACGGACACCGCGAGACCGUUUUUGUUAUUAGACGUGGGGUUGCGAACGCAAACAAACCACGUUGCCGCGCUCGGUGCACAUCAUCCACGGCACGAUCCGUCCUAAUGGCGCAGAGCCAUCGAAACCGGCAUCGAACGUAAACGUUGCUGGAGCGCGCGUGUUUGUCGUAGCCGCUUUAGAAGCAAAAACAACAAAAAAUAGACCUUCUUGCGUGUGAUAGACCCUCCACCAUACGGUCUUAGUAAUCCACCCGUCGCCGUGGAUCUCUCGCGACGAGUGUCUGUUCCAGUUACGAGUAUCCAGAUGGUGCUCAACACGUGAUUACAGUGUAGUGGACGCGACCAAACGUGGAUCAAACUGUGGCUGACCGGACCAGACAACAGAGCGGUGGAGGACGGAGACGCACUUUAGAGUGGAGCACCAAAUUUAGACCCUGGAUUGAUAACGACCGCGAAAGGUGAUAACGAUCGGCGCGAAUUAUCGCGCUUCCCUUUUUCUCGGCUGGCAGGGUCGAGGACGCACCACCAUCAUCGUGCUUAAUUAGAGUGUGUGAACGAAUUAGAUUAAUUUGUUUUUAACCACUGGCCGGCGUAGUGGUGUGCGAUUGUGAAACUGGUGAAACUCUGCGAUGGAGCAUCACAUUCCGGCGAGGACUUGCAAGUGCAACGACGAGUGUUGGUGUUUUGUGGGUGUACAGUUUGCUUAAACAAAGUUGUGAUACAAAUAAGUGAUCAACAUAUUGUGCUAAUGGAAGAAAAUAAAAAUUAAAAUACCACCAUUCACCAUCGCCAUCAUCAUCCGAGUGUAAUCAGCAGGGCAGCAAACGAAAGUGACUGUGCUUAGGCUUAGCUGGUUGGAUUUGCUGAUGUAGUCACAUAAAGCAACGAAAGCAAAAGAGCGACAACAAAAAAUAGACCACGACCACGAGUGGACGACGAUACAUCCCGCUGAUAACGAGCGAACUUAAUGAAAUGGUCACCGCCGCUCCUGCUGACGGUUUAGCGUACGGUUUUAGCGGCGACAGAAGGUAGAUCUCAACCGAAGGAGGGACGGGGUGAACCCCGGGUGACAACCGGGAACCCCGGGUAGGAUAUCACAAAAGCCCCCAGGGCGUACUGUGGUAGUAGUGUGUGUUAGUGGCCCAGAAACGGAAACACUGGAUCAAUCCAUCUAGCAGGCGACGUCGGCAGCAACGAACCAGUGAGUGAGUGACACGUACACACAGCUCUUUCCCGCGAUAUCCUUAAAACGACGAGGUAGGAGAGACGGGGAAAAAACGGAUAGUCACCACCAACACCCGCAGAUUUCUGUAGGCGUAAUACACCAAGGUACGGGCAGUCCGUGCGAGAGGUUCAUUUGCAACGCUACCGUGAACGUAAAAAGAUGAUUAUAUUCCUCUACCUAAUACUGGUGCUGGCCUGGGCGCUACUCAUCAUCAUACUGAAAUGCAAGAAGGCACGCGCCAAACGGCUGGCCGAGCAGGAGGAGAUGGCACAACCGGUGCACGUGGUACAGAUCGGCUCCAACCUGUACGACAUUAUGUCACUGCAUCGGGACAACUACAGCGGCGUGUACAGCUGCCUCGAGCACGGUACGAUUGCGCAACACCGCCAGCGUGCCUCGGCCAGCGUCACCCACUCGAAUGCGGCCUUCGUCGGUGACGAUGGUUCCAUCUAUCCAGGAAACGGUAUGGUCGCCCUGGAACCACCUCCAUCGUACGAGGAAGUGAUACGGCUUCCGGCCUACUAUCCCAAGGUGGAAACGUUCGUGCCGGAAAUGGUCGUUCCACCGUCGACGGGACCGCGUCCCCACACGGUCGCCACCCAACCGCCGCCGGUUCCGCUGCAUCAAGCGCGCGGCAACACAAUGGAAUCUAGUACGGUGGCAACGAUUUCCCCGUCGGCUGGGACAGGAACGCCAGCUGGUGCGCAAGAGCAACCGCAGACGGACCAGACGGUCGAUGCCAAUGGGAAUCGUAUCAAAGGUGUCUCGUACACCGGAACUACCGUCACGAUACAGACUGCAAACUCGUAACCAGGAAGUAGGGAAAGAGAGAGAGAGAGCGACAGUUAGAAUUUAAUAAGUGCCUGUGAGUGCGUUGGUGAUGAUGAGUGCACCAAGGAUUGCACAACACCAAGCUCUGCACCGAGCGUGUGUGUGUGUGUUUGCUGCGGCACAAAUGGGGGGGUUGCGUACGACUGGGACAGGCCACACACACAGACAGGACACAAACAAAGAUUAGUGCAUAUCUCAAACAUACCCCCUUCUUCUUUUAGUGGCAUAGUUUUUGGGUUUAACUUGUAAUUACAACGUUCACGGCUUUACUCGUCUUUGGCGCGCCACAGUCACACGCACAAACGAAAAGGCAUGCGUACCACCACUAAGGACAUUAUUUAUUGGUAGACGUUUGUUUGUAACCUAAGUUUUAGACGUCCACUCGCGCAAAGAGUUUUCAUUCCGGAAAGUGGAAACUUGAGACGUUGGGGGGAAAUAAAUAUAAACAAUACGAAUUACUUAA
Molecule: messenger RNA, 2543 nt
Organism: Anopheles arabiensis
Lineage: Eukaryota; Metazoa; Arthropoda; Insecta; Diptera; Culicidae
Exons: 3
Coding region: 1409-2059 (216 amino acids)
Source: RefSeq, a predicted model, not a curated record